AUGGCGGCCAUGCGCGCUCGCCAAAAGAUUCGAGCCCCUCGCCAUAGACCUGUGGCUACCGAACAAGAUGUCUUCGAGGAUGCCUGGAUCAAGAUUUCCACCUCACUGACUGAGAUCCACACCAAAAAUUCAUCAACUAUGUCCUUCGAAAAGCUCUACCGAAAAGCAUACGCCCUCAUCCUGAGUGGACGAGCCGAAGAGCUGGCUACCCGCGUUAGAACCCAUGAGGAGACAUGGGUGGCCGGGCCACUCAAGAAGAUGGUGACGGAUUCGAUCUCAAAGUUUCUUCUACUUGCACAAGAUCAAGGUGCGACCGAGCUCAAGGAUCAAUCGAUUGAGCGUCAAGCUGCGGGGGAGAAGUUCCUGAACGUGUUGAAGACAACAUGGGAGGAUCAUCACCUUUGCAUGUGCAUGAUUACAGAUGUUCUAUUAUACAUGGUAAGUCAUCUCCGAGGGCCUUUUGCCUACGAUAGAAACUCUGCCGGGGACCACAAUGAGCUGAUAUACUCCCGCCAGGAUCGCAUUACCGCCGUCGAUCGCCACAAACCAACAAUCUACGCGGUAGCCAUGGCUGCCUUCCGAGACAAGGUUCUCGGUGCUGAUAUUCACACUGAAAAUAAAGAAACUAACACAACUAUUAUGGAGUUGUUCAAAUCCACGGUCCUUUACAUGAUCCAGCUGGAGCGAGAGGGGCAGUUGAUUGAGCGCAAUCUCAUUAAACACUGCACCAAGAUGAUGGAGAACCUUUACAAAACCGCCGCUGAAGAGGAAGGCUCAAAACUCUACUUGACAGAUUUUGAACCGGCCUUCCUAAAAGCCAGUACAGAUUUCUACACUGCCGAGGGAGAACGCCUUUUAGAAGCCGGGGACGCGGUCUUUUUCUGCCGAGCUGUCUCUCGACGAAUCGUCGAAGAACAGGAACGAGCCCGUACCACGAUUUCUAAGCUUAGCGAACCGAAAAUCCUCCAAGUUAUUGAUGACGUGCUUAUCAGACAGAACAUUGCUCAACUUGUUCAGCUCAAGGGUACCGGGGUCAAACAUAUGAUUGACACCGCUCAAAUGGAGGGGCUCCAGAAUAUUUACACGCUGAAUGCGCGAGUUGAUAAGAGGAAAGCUGCACUUUGCAAAGCACUUACUGAACGGAUCGUGGAGCUUGGGAGAGAGAUAAAUACCUCGUCGAUUCUCGGAUCGACUUCCAACCGCGAAAAUGACGCAGAGAAGAAGAACGAGAAGACCAAAGAAAAGCCGGCUAGUCAACAAACAAUACUGGCUAUUAAAUGGGUUAACGACACCCUUGCUCUGAAGCGACAGUUUGACAAUUUCUGGAAAAAUGCGUUCUUUUCUGACCAGGGGGUUGAAGCCGCGAUCAUGGGCAGUUUUUCCGACUUCAUCAAUAUGAACAGUCGGAGCUCAGAGUACCUUUCUCUCUUUUUUGACGACAACCUCAAGAAAGGAAAUAAGGCCAAGACCGAUGGUGAGAUCGAUGCCCUCUUGGAAAAUGGCAUUAUCUUACUGCGCUUUGUCCGGUCCAAGGAUCUCUUCGAAACCUACUACAAGAGGCAUCUUGCUCGCCGACUGCUGAUGAAACGAAGUGCCAGCAUAGAUAUGGAGCGAAACAUGAUCUCCAAGAUGAAGGUAGAAGUCGGCAAUCAGUUCACGCAGCGUAUAGAGGCCAUGUUCAAGGACAUCACUAUCUCCGAAGAUUUAACCCGCGGCUACAGAGAAUACAUCUCGAACACCGGUGACCAAGAGGCAACCCGCAUUGACCUGGAAAUGACUGUUCUUACAAACACCAUUUGGCCGUUGGGUGAGUCCAAGCUAAGCGGAACGGAGGACGAUGGCCGGAACUGCGUCUACCCACGAGAGAUUGAAUCCUUGAAGCAAAGCUACGAGAAAUUCUACCUCGACAAACACAGUGGCCGCAAACUCACCUGGUACGCUACACUGGGCACGGCGGAUAUUCGAGCCAAUUUUAAGCGAAGCAACGGCAAAGUCCAGCGUUAUGAGCUCAACGUCUCCACCUACGCCCUCGUCAUCUUGUUGAUGUUCAAUGACCUUGAAGACGGGGAGUUCCUUACCUACCAAGACAUCGAAAACCGCACGCAGAUUUCGAAGCAUGACUUGAUUCGAAACUUGCAAUCGUUGGCUGUUGCUCCCAAGACACGCAUCCUGCGCAAGGAGCCCAUGAGCAAGGACGUCAAGCCUACAGACAAAUUCUUCUUCAACAAUGAAUUCUCGAGCCAGUUCGUGAAGGUACGCAUCGGUGUUGUCAGUGGUGGUGCCAACAAAGCCGAGAAUGCGGAGCAGCGCCAGGAAACAGAUCACAAGGUGUCCGAAGAACGCUAUGGCACGAUCGAUUCUGCGGUUGUACGCAUCAUGAAACAACGCAGAAAAUUGAGUCAUAACCAGCUCAUUGCUGAAAUCCUAGCUCAACUCUCCGCGCGGUUCAUUCCUGAUGUGGAUAUGAUUAAGAAGCGCAUCGAAAGUCUGAUGGACCGCGAGUACCUGGAGCGUCUUCCAGAUGCUACUUAUGGUUACUUGGCUUAA
Molecule: messenger RNA, 2547 nt
Organism: Penicillium malachiteum
Lineage: Eukaryota; Fungi; Ascomycota; Eurotiomycetes; Eurotiales; Aspergillaceae
Product: cullin family protein
Exons: 3
Coding region: 1-2547 (848 amino acids)
Biological process (GO): ubiquitin-dependent protein catabolic process; protein ubiquitination
Cellular component (GO): Cul3-RING ubiquitin ligase complex
Molecular function (GO): ubiquitin protein ligase binding
Source: RefSeq, a predicted model, not a curated record